Trichoderma harzianum CBS 226.95 is the source of this 2830-nucleotide messenger RNA. RefSeq lists its product as hypothetical. Lineage: Eukaryota; Fungi; Ascomycota; Sordariomycetes; Hypocreales; Hypocreaceae. The record is from RefSeq and is a predicted model, not a curated record. The coding region runs from base 51 to 2489 and encodes 812 amino acids. The transcript has 2 exons.
UCACCGUGGCGGAUGACCUACUCAAAAACGACGGCAGACGCUUCAUCGAAAUGAUGGAGCAGCUUGCGGAACGUCGAAUGGCCCGAGAAGAGGACGCGCGAGAGCACUUCGCUCGCGGCUACGGUCAUCCCAACGGCUCAUACUCCGCUCCUCACAACCAUCCUCCUCCUGAAGACGAAGACUACGAGGACGAAGAAGAGGAGGAGGAAGAGGACUACGACGAUAGUCAAGACGAGGAGUAUGAGGAUGAAGAGGACCCGAUGACAGAAGAGCAGCGAAUGGAAGAAGGCCGACGCAUGUUUCAGAUAUUCGCCGCCCGCAUGUUCGAACAACGAGUACUAUCCGCGUACAAAGAGAAAGUGGCCAAGGAGCGUCAAGAAAAGCUACUAGAGGAGCUGGAGGAGGAAAGCCGAGCGGUGGACGAGCAAAAGGCGAAAAAGGCAAAGAAUGCUCAAAAGAAGAAGGACAAGGCGGCCCAAAGGAAGCAAGCGCUUGCGGACGAGAAGGCUCGAAAAGAAGCCGAGAAGGCCGCCGAGGAAACCGCCCGAAUUGAAGCCGAGAGGAAGAAGAUUGCUGAGCAGAAACAGAAAGCCGAAGAGAAACGCAAGCAGAAGGAAGCCCAAAAGAAGGCCGAAGAGGACGCGCGGCUAAAGAAGGAGGCUGAACGACUGCGGCGGAUCCACGAGCAGAAAGAGAAGCAAGCCGAAGUGGAACGAAAAGCGCGCGAGGCCAAAGAGCGAGAAAAGAAGCUCAAGGAUGAGCAACGCACCAAAGAGCGGGAAGCCCGAGAGCAGAAAGAGCGAGAAGCUCAGGAGCGUAAGGAGAAACAGGAACGCGACAAGCGAGAAAAGGAGGCCAGAGCUGCAAAGUCCCAGAAGGAGUCUCGAGAAGCGGCAGAGGCCGCCAGAGAAGAGCAGCUGCAGCGAGCCAAGGAAGAAAAGGCUGCCCCAAAGGUUUCCUCUGUUCCGGUAGCCCAGACUCAGCCCUCACAGCCUGCCAAGCGUGGAAAUCAGCAACAGCAACAGCAGCCUCCCCAGACGGCGCAGACUCCUGUUAUCUUGCCCGCAGUCUUGCCUCAACAUCCUCCUAAUCCAGCAAGCUUCAUUUCGCCAAAGAUUCCCGUAGCAACUCCGGCAAUCCCCAAGGCGCCAACUCCCAUACGGCCGAGGACGACGUCUCAGCAACACGGGACCGGGCCGGCAAGCUCAUCUGACUCGCAGACAGCAUCCGUACCUAGCCAGAGCGCAUCACCACAUUCUGUCACGCCGGUGUAUACCAGCCCUAGUUCGACUGGGCCCGAGAGGAGAAUCAGCGCAGGCACUCCGGUCACGAUACAGCCAGCUACAAUGCCAGGUACACCACCUGGGCUGCCACUGCCCAAGGGCCCAAGCCCAUCUGCCCCGUUCCAGCUACCCAUGAUGAACAUGCAGCCUCCUCCAGGGCUGGGUCCCCAUGGGCCUCCACCCCCGCCAGGUUUCUCCAACCGGCCGGGUCACGAUCCCAUUUUCCCGGUAGGGUUUCGACCGAGUCCCGGUCAUAAUAUGAUGAUUCCGCCGCCUGGUAUCAACAGCUCUGCGGUUCGCGGCUAUCCACCCGUCACAAUGCCCCCUCCCGGGUUCUCACAGCCAACUGGUGACUAUCCCAUGAACCAAGGCUAUCCCAUGCCUACCAGAGACGGUCCUGUCAUGACACACGGGCGCCAAGGUUCUAUUGGAUUCGAGAGCGCGCCCGGUACUCCUGGACAGCCGAUUGGACGACCAGCACCGAUAGGACGUCCUGGCAGCGUCAGUCAUGGAUAUUCGCGUGAUAAGGAGGAGGAUACGCAGCAUCUCGGAAGCCGUGUUCUUGUUGAAGACGAUGAGCCAUUGGGUGCAGAUGCUGGUGUUGGCGGCAUGCGUCAUCAACCACUAGGACCUCGAGGCGGCUUUGCUGCAGGCCCUUUUAUUGACUCGGGAUUUCCAAUGGGCCACAACCCUUGGGGUCCCAUCAACAGCCCUCCGCAGCCUUUCCCUCCCGCUACGGCCCAGCAGCCAUUUGCUCUACCGACAUUUGGCAAUCCAGGCUGGGGUCCUCCAAGCGGCCCACCAGGAUUUCAUGUUGGAUCUCCGAGCGGAUUGGGAUCCAUUCGCGCCCAGCCUCGCCACGUAACAGUGCGCCUGCUACUCUCACAGGCGUGCAAAGAGUUGACAAAUUCGGCCACUGCCGACAAGGAUGGUUACGUUGAUCUGGCAGACAUCAAGGGACAUGUCAGUCUGGUGUCUGGUGACCCCAGCAUCUCGGAACAAGACCUGUUAAACCUUUGCGAUACUGUCGGCAGUCUGUCAAAUGGUGGGGGAUCCUUUGAUGUGAAGCAAGAUGCUGUGGGGCUCAAGAAGAUACGAUGGGUUCCUGACACGGACGAGGGGCUAAAUCCUCACUUUCGGGCAGUUGGAGCUCCCGGUGAGAUUGGCAGUCCUUUGGUAGGCCAUGCCUCUUUGCGCGGGAUUUAGGCAGAUCUCGAAAAGAUGCAGCACAUGGGAACUGAAGAGAGCCCUUCUAGGCGGAUGAACCUAUUGGAACGGAUCGGUGUUACCCCGUCGUCUGCUACGGCUGAGUCCCAGGCACUUCGCAUUGCGAUGGGCAUGAAUACCACGGAUACUGCGCAGGCGUCGACAAAUUCCCCCUUCGUCGGCUCGAUAAAUACACACACGCACAGAGACGAUGCUUCUCUCUGGCAGAAUGAUCAGAGUACUAUGAGAGGGACGCACAAAAAGGGUAUCAGCGAAAACAUUACAUACAGCGGCUAUCAUGGGAAUGCUACGGAUGAAAGCAGUAAAGUGGACACCUGGGU